AUGGCUAAAAUUCGUGAGCCAGUUCCUUUAAGACAUGUUCAAACGGGCAUUAAAUACCGAUAUAUAAUUUCAAUUGUGUCAAAGGGCAUUGGUUUCUGGAAUUCCUACAUAAGAACCCCUGAGUACCUUAAUCGGGAGCCCGAAAAACGUCCUAUUACGGCAGAGGAACUGGCGAAACACAAAACUGAAAAUGACAUGUGGAUUGGAUUACGAAAUGGCACAUCUGUGGAAGUGUUUGAUGUGACGCCAUUUGCUAAAUAUCAUCCUGGUGGAGCGGAAAUUCUUGCUCAAUAUGCCGGUACAGAUGCCACUGAGGCCUUCCGAUGUGCUCACGCAUACAUAAGUCCAUACAUGAUUCACCGACUGAAGAAGGGCCAUCUUGUUUCGUCCAGCUCUCUCUCUCCAUCCAUGAACAUAAUGCCAGUACAGCUUCCGCCAUUUAAGGAACAACCAGCAACAAGACCAAGAUGGGAUUGGAUUACUUCGCCCGACGAAUGUCUGGUGACCUUUGAGAUAGCUUUGAGGAGACCGCUUGUAUCCCUUCGGCCUUCCAGCCACCUCAUAGCUACUGCAAAAUCGGAUGAAUCUGAUUAUCGACGCAUAAUCCUACAAAUCUUCAUUAUGCUAGACAAAGAAUACUACUUCCUUAAAUUCCGACUUCUGCCACAGUUGAAGCCCGAUUUGCAUAGCAUGCGUUUCGACCGACAAUUUUCAUACUUCUCGGUCGAUCCACACAUGUACUUGGACUUGAAGUCCUCUGAACAGCCAUCUGGUUUACAAUUCAGCACGCUAGGAAGCGUUCUCCACGAUGAACUCCUCAGUUUCUCCGAUGCAUUUGAACGAGUUGGUCUUAUGGAAUGCGAAGUUGUCUCCUCCGAACGCCUGGAUGGGUCGCCUUAUCGACUGCUUCGGCUGAAGUGGCUAGUGGGGCAGGCACACCUGCCCAUUCCCCUUUUGCAUCAUGUCCUCCUCUGUGUGAAAGAUAGCAAUGGCUUGGUCCAUAUGCGACCCUAUACUCCUACUUGUGUCAACCUUUCCCCGGAAGAGGGGAAAAUGUCAGAUCCGACGAAAUUCGAUAUUCUUGUCAAAGUCUACCCCAAUGGCAAUGUCUCCAGUUUACUGGACAAUGCGGUAAAAGGUUCCGUGGUCAAAGUCAGUCUACCUCGAUGCCAACUUGGUGCCAGCGUCCUACUGAGCCGUUGCGGUGAUCUAUUCAGGCCGUGGCCAUCUGUGUGUAUGUUGUGCGGGGGUAGCGGAAUAACACCCUUUUUACCCUUGAUUCAGUACCUUUUGGCUCUGCAUGAAUCUCGUCUCUAUCUCCUCUGGUUCAAUCGACGGGAGGAGGAUUUGAUUCUGCGCUCGCAACUCGAUGAUCUCGCCGCAUCGUCAGGUGAUCAGCUUCAGGUACAUUAUUGGUUGGUGGAGCCCGAGGAAAGGAUCAAGACAUGCAAGCAAUUAAAUGUCACCAUCGGUGGGAUUGAAGGCAUAACAUCUCCUGAAUCGUUUGGUACCUUUUUGAACACAUCUGCCACCUCUCUCUUGUGUCUGAUUUGUGGACCGCAAGGAUUCAACUCGGCCGCUAGCGCAUUGGCACAGGUCUGGGGCAUUCCGAGCUCCAAUGUGCAUAUUCUGCAGUGA
This is a messenger RNA of Echinococcus granulosus, 1638 nucleotides long. RefSeq names its product Cytochrome b5 reductase 4. The transcript is spliced from 11 exons. Gene Ontology annotation, molecular function: oxidoreductase activity. Bases 1 to 1638 code for a protein of 545 amino acids. NCBI's taxonomy places the organism in Eukaryota, Metazoa, Platyhelminthes, Cestoda, Cyclophyllidea, Taeniidae. The record is from RefSeq and is a predicted model, not a curated record.